This is a messenger RNA of Octopus bimaculoides (California two-spot octopus), 948 nucleotides long. Its product is annotated as steroid 17-alpha-hydroxylase/17,20 lyase-like. The record is from RefSeq and is a predicted model, not a curated record. NCBI's taxonomy places the organism in Eukaryota, Metazoa, Mollusca, Cephalopoda, Octopoda, Octopodidae. Gene Ontology annotation, biological process: hormone biosynthetic process; progesterone metabolic process. Gene Ontology annotation, molecular function: steroid 17-alpha-monooxygenase activity; iron ion binding; heme binding.
UCUUCCACCCAUUUCUAUCCUUUCCAGGAAACAUUAUCCGAAGACAACGUACGGGAUCUACUCGAUUUCCUUCUCUUAGAACAGAAGAAAGCCAAAGAGGAGGGUAACGAAGAAGUACAGACAUUCCUCAGCGACAACACAAUAGGGCAUAUUGUAUACGAACUGUUCGGCGGUGGCAUUGAGUCUACCACGAUGACCAUUCUAUGGUUUAUAAUCUAUCUACUGCACAACCCAGAGUGGCAAGAAAUUAUAUCUGAGGAAGUGCGACUAAGAAUUGAAACCACAGGACCUUUAUCUCCUUUUGAUCGCAACUGUUGUCCAAACUUAGACGCAGCCAUCAAGGAAACAUUAAGAUUGGCAUCUGUAUUGCCUCUCGGUUUCCCACACAGAUUAAUGAAAGACACCACAGUACGGGGGUACCACAUUCCUGAAGAUAGCAUGGUAAUACUGAACAUCUGGGCAAUACACCAUGACCCAAAUGUAUGGGAAGACUCGUACACGUUCAAUCCACGAAGAUUCCUGGAUCCACAAGAUCAAGGCAAGAGUUACCUCCCUUUUGGUUUGGGACAUCGAGUUUGUGUCGGCUCCUCCGUAGCCAAAAUGGAAAUUUUCAUGUUCUGUGCCUACCUAGUAACGAACUUUGUAUUCACAUGCCCCAAGGGGGAACCACUACCAGACGUUACAGGUCGAGCUGGUUUGACCAUACGGCCAAAACCUUUCAAAAUCUGUUUAAAGAGAAGGCUGUGAUUUCAAAAUUCCUUCCGAACUUGAGUAGUAAUAAAAGUGACAGAAAGACAAUUUAAAUAAAUAAAAUAUACGCGCACAUAUUCAUGCAUCCACACACAUACACACAUGCAUAUACAUACAUACACACAUACAUACAUACAUAUACAUAUAUACACAUACAUGUGCGUAUAUAUAUAUAUAUGUAUAUAUAUAUAUAUAUGU